Gadus macrocephalus (Pacific cod) is the source of this 1992-nucleotide messenger RNA. It is a transcript of the gene exoc4, whose product is annotated as exocyst complex component 4. The record is from RefSeq and is a predicted model, not a curated record. NCBI's taxonomy places the organism in Eukaryota, Metazoa, Chordata, Actinopteri, Gadiformes, Gadidae. The transcript has 14 exons. Gene Ontology annotation, cellular component: growth cone membrane; synapse; exocyst. The coding region runs from base 54 to 1976 and encodes 640 amino acids. Gene Ontology annotation, biological process: Golgi to plasma membrane transport; exocytosis; chemical synaptic transmission.
ACUACGGCCCCUCACGUUUCUGUCUUCCUGUUUUGGGUGAAGCAGCUGGAAAAAUGGCAGCUGAGACAGGAAGAUACAGGAGUGCUGUUAGCAAGAGCAAAGACCCUUCUGGUCUUCUCAUCUCUGUUAUAAGGACUCUCUCCAACAGCGAUGACGUCCAAGACCGAGAGACUGAGAAAGGGCGCUUGGAGGAGGCGUUCGAGAAGUGUGACCAUGACCUGGACGAGCAGAUUGUUCAGCAUUACGCUGAGCUCACUACCGCCAUCAGGACCUACCAGAGCAUCACGGAGCGAAUCACCAGCUCCCGCAACAAGAUCAAACAGGUGAAGGAGAACCUGCUGUCCUGUAAGAUGCUGCUCCACUGCAAGCGUGACGAGCUGCGGAAGCUGUGGAUCGAGGGCAUCGAGCACAAGCACGUCCUGGAGCUGCUGGACGAGAUCGAGAGGAUCAAGCAGGUCCCUCAACGGCUGGAGGUCUCCAUGGCCAGCAAGCACUACCUCCAUGGCACCGACAUGCUGGUGUCUGCCGUCGAGGCCCUGGAGGGCCACCUGCUGCAGGUGGAGGGCCUGGGCGACCUGCGCCUGGAGCUGCACAGCAGGAAGCUCACCAUCCACCUGGUGCUGAUCGACGAGCUGCACCGCCACCUCUACAUCAAGUCCACCCACCGCCUGGGCCACAAGAACAAGGACAAGAACGCCCGCGGCCCUAGCUCCGCAGGCAGAGACGUGUCGCCCAUGCCCCUGCUGGACGGCAGCAGUCUCUCCACCCCACGCAAGCUGAUGGACUCCUCCCAGUUCAGCACCCCCGGAGCUGGCAGUGGUGCCAUCAAGGCCAUCAUGGAGCGCCUGGAGCCCGAGCUGAAGCAGAUCGUCAAGAGGUCCACCACCCAGAUAGCGGACCACGCCUACCAGAGAGGGGAGAACCUGGCCCAGGAGAGCCAGCCCAGGCUACUGCUGGAACUGCUGGAGCUGCUGUUUGACAAGUUCAAGGCCGUGGCCCAGGCGCACAGCGUGGUGCUGGCCCAGCUCCAGCAGAUCGUGAAGGAAAGCCCCAGCGGUGCCCACAAGGAAGGCAUCAAGCUCUACGAGCAGGCAGACGUCUCGGCCAAGAUCCAGACUGUGCUUCAGGUCCUGCUCAUGGACUACCUGGACGUGAAGAACAGCCGCAGUGCCACAGAGCCGUCCAGCCAGCUGUCCUACGCCAGCACCGGCAGUGAGUUCGCUGCCUUCUUUGCCAAGAAGAGACCCCAGCGAGCCAAGCAGUCCCUCUUCAAGUUUGAAUCGUCCUCUCACGCCAUCAGCAUGAGCGCCUACCUGAGAGAGCAGCGGAGAGAGCUGUACAGCAAGAGCGGAGAGCUGCAAGGAGGGGCAGACGAUAACCUCAUCGAGGGGGGAGAGAUGAAGUUUGUGUGUAAGCCGGGGGCCAGGAACAUCACUGUCAUCUUCCAGCCGCUCCUCAGCUUCAUCCAGGAGAUAGAGAUGAACAUGGGCCCCAGCCAGGCCAAGCAGUGCCAACUGCGCACCUUCCUCACCUACUACAUCAAUGACCUCUUCCUCAACCAGGUGCGGACGGAGAUCAACAAGGAGAUCGAGUCGGUGAGCCAGGCGGCUGACCCGCUGAAGACCCUGGCCAACGCGGACACCAUGAAGCUGCUGGGGGUCCAGAGACCUCUGCUGCAGAGCACCGUGGUGGUGGAAAAGUCCAUCCAGGAUCUGAUGAACCUGAUGCAGGACCUCAGUGCCUACUCCAACCAGUUCCUGGAGAUGGUGUGUGACAAGCUGAAGGAGUACAAGGACAUCUGCAACACUGCAUACAGGGGCAUCGUCCAGUGUGAGGAGAAGCUGACCAUCAGUGCCUCCUGGUCCAAGGACGAGGACAUCAGCCGCCUGCUGCAGUCCCUCCCCAACUGGGCCAACAUGAGCCAGCCCCGGCAGGCCCGGCAGAAGAGGGAGGACGAGGAGGACUUCACCAGGUGAGGAGGAGGAGGAGGGG